Molecule: messenger RNA, 1165 nt
Organism: Lingula anatina
Lineage: Eukaryota; Metazoa; Brachiopoda; Lingulata; Lingulida; Lingulidae
Biological process (GO): proteolysis
Molecular function (GO): serine-type peptidase activity
Source: RefSeq, a predicted model, not a curated record
CUUUCAUUUCCUUACCUUACCUUUUCGCUCAAAUCGUCGCCGUGACAAAGAUCAGACGAAUUCGAUGGGCUAGUAGAUGACACGUUCGACAUGCCUAGUUGCGUGGUAAAUAGUGCCGAAGGUCACAAGAGCCGUAUUCUAGGACAGGACAGGUCGAACAUGACGACGGAGAAGUCCCAAUUACGACAACACGAAACCCAUUUCCGACAUUUGCGACACUCCCGUCCAUCGUCGGGUCAAUGGCCUCUGUGGCAUCAUCACGCUCGUGGGCACCACCAAGACCACGCCAACGGGAGUGACGUGUUCUUGCACGAUCCCGUUGGCUUCCAAAUGUUACACAGGAAUGUGCCGUUCUCAUCUACUCCAACUGACGUCCCAGAUUCGUGGCAAUCCAAGCAGUCUCAGUAUACGACAUGUAAAUUCACGCCGAUUGUUGAAGAUGACGUCACUGAUGACGAAGUUCCGGCCGAUCUGUUGAGGCAAGCUCAGUACGGGUCACCACUCAUUCAACGCUGGGGCGUAGAUGCUCGUAUUAUCCCAGAGACCAUUGUAUUGGCAGACGACCGACUCCAAGUUUCCCCCUGCAAGUCUCCACCUUACUGUUGGGUAUGCUACCUGGAGAUGACCGCUCAAAAUGGGGAGGUCUACAUGGGAACUGGUGCAUUUUCCAAUGUAGGGAACACCCCCGGUGUAAUCCUCACUUGCGCCCACAACAUUUACCACCACUCACGUCGGGGCUACAUUGAUCACGUGGACGUCUAUCCAGCACGUGACGGAUCUUCGGCACCUUUCGGGCAUUUCCGCGUGUAUUCAACUCAUCUUCGGGUACCAGACCUGUACAAGAAACGAAAAGCUGCAACCUACGAUUAUGGCCUCAUCUUGAUUCCUAAAAAAGAAUUCAGCAUCUCGACUAAGCCGUUUGGUUUUGGGUAUAAUCUUUUGGCAUCGUCUGCGUUGAAAGGGAGAUUGGCAGAAAUAUGCGGAUACCCGGGAGACAAACCAAAUGGCACUAUGUGGAUCGCAGGCAGCCCACUGAAGUACGCCUCCCGUUCACGCCUGUAUUACGAAGCCGACACAGCAGCCGGGCAGAGCGGUUCUCCCGUGUGGACCUGGGACAACUUCAACUGGAUGAUGGUCGGGAUUCACGGAAAGGGGGUGAUUCCAG